AUGCUCUUUUGAAUGCUCAGGCGUCGCUCUGACGUCACAUUAGUUCGGGACUGCAACGCCAGACGGUGUUAUUCAGGAUUUCGAGUCUGCCUCGUACACACUGUUGUUUGAAUGGAAUAAAAAAUCUAAGCUAAUUUAUUUUAAAUGUGGCAUUGUUGUGUUGUACCAUAAUAUAUGGUAUAACAGUAAAAGUACUUAUACUAAUUCUGUUGCUUUUAUCGGAAUUUCAAAUAAUCUCAACCCAACUGGGAUGUCUUUGAAGAAUAGGUUAAUUGCAUGUCUGCAAAAACUGAAGGAAUACGAUUACACUGACGUAGACAAGGCAAGAGCUAGUGACGCGAAGGCCGAGAAUGCCCUCAACUUAAUAUACCAGACUGCUUUAAAGAAAACAACUUUUACACCAGAAGAGAAGAAAAUUGUAGGUUCUCUUUUAUUUGAUGCCAUCACACCGAUACAAAGCAACAUAGAAGGAACGCUCUGCGAAUACAGAACUAGAUUAGAUACCUCUGUGCUUAUGAAAAGAUCUGCAAUACAAUUCUUGAUUGACGAAUACGGGAAGUUUCCAGUUGAGAAUUCUAUCUUGGCUACAAAGUUAGAGGAAGCCGGCAUAGCAGAGAGCGUUGAAAUACUCAAUGAAAUUAUAAAUAGGUACUGUGAUAUGAGCGAUUCUGACGAGGGCUCCAGCGACAGAGAAUCGGCGGGAUCCCAAGAAGUACCAAGGUCGCACAUUUGGUGGACUGCGUGAUAAAUCAGCUUGCAACUAUACAGGCAGAGUUGACGUAUCCAUUAUCUUGCUAACGACAUUAUUCAUAAAGAGUUGACAUAGGUAACUAAAUUGAUAUAAUACAAAAUGAAUUUCAUAUCGAACGUACUGGAUUCGAUUCCGGUUGUAGGCCACGUAAAAGGAGUUGUACAUUAUGCCGUUGGAGAUACAGAAGGAGGCAACAAUUCUAUGUAUCAAUCUACAAGGACAUCGGCGGUCCUAGCAGGAGGAGCAGUUGGAUGCCUCGCAGGACCGGCAGGAGCCGCAUUGGGAGGAGUAUACGGAGGCAUGAUUACAGACGGCUUGGUUUCUGCGGCUAAGAACGAGCCUGUAGGUAUUUUUGAGUCAAGUGCAAAUAUAGGUAGAGACAUUGCUUCAGGCAAAAAUCCAAUGGCUUCUGUGGGUUCCGCAAGUUUCAAAAUCGCCAUGGACGGUAUAGGUGGCUUUGGCAUGGGAGGAGUUUCUAGCGUUGCCAGUAAAGUCCCGGCGAAGGCCGUCGCAAAAACCAUAGAAGGCACUGUAAAAAAAGCUGCUGCAACUAUUGGGGAGGAGAUGAUUGAGAAGUCAGUGCAAUUAACUGCAGAAGAAAUGACAAAAAUUGUGGCAAAGAAAGUGUCAGAAAAAGCCGUGAAAAAAGCUGUCGAAACUGCAGCAAUACAAACACAAAUGCUUCUGGUGUCUGCUCACGUCGGAGUAAAUGCUAGUGAAAAAACCAAAGCUGAAACGCGUGCUGAAGAAGAACGUAAACAACAGAAACAAAAAGAAGAAGAAAAAAAGGCGCGUGAAAAUCGCGAUAAAAAAAAUACUGGAUCGUGGCAACCGCCACGCGAGAACAGAAACAAUAAAGAGUCCAAUGUUGAUAAUGAAGAGUCCGACGAGGAGGUAUUUGAAAAGUUCAUGAAAUUACUUAAACAGCUCUUGAAGCUUCUCUACGGCAAUAACAGCGAACCGUUCACAAGAAUUUUCGAGAAUUUAUCACCAGGCCAAAUAGCGUAUUUGGUGAAAAUAAUCAGAAACCUUAACUCAACUGGAAUUUUACAGAUAGUGUUAGAUUUUACAUUAAAACUGUUUAAAUUGUACUUUUCUAAAGAUAUCUCGUUCACAAAUAUCCUGAGUAUGUUAGAAUUCGUCGCAACUUACAUUGAAGACCAGUUGUAUUUUAUGACCAAAACCAAAGGUAAACCGACUCGUCAAUCAGAUGCCGACCGAAAUGAGCGUCGAAGGAACGCCAUCAGAGAACUUCAAAACAAAAGGGAUAUAAUUCAGAAAAUUGCUGAUCUAUUCAGACAUUUACAAGCGGAAAUCAUAGCUGAAACGAGCGCGCCUAAUAUAAUUUCCCCCUAUUUUCGUGAUAUAUUCUCAGCUGUGUAUCAUUAUUACAAACACAGACGCGUGCCCGUGCCAGGCCAUGAGAAGCUGACAGUCAAACAAUAUUUCGACUUGAUAAGGAUGGUAAUUAUAAAAAUGAAAGAAUCACCGGAAUACAAAAAAAUGCAGAAGGCCAGAAAUGGAACGGCCCUCACUUGUGAAAUGUACGUGGUCUUGUUCGGUAGGAUGUUCAGAAUUAUUAUUACUGUUCGAGAUGGUGAAAUUGUAUUGAGUACCGCCUAUGUAGUCAAGCGUAUGAACUUUAAUGCCAAAGAAGGCAUUCUUUACAUAAAAUUCGGUGAUGGAGAUGUACAGAAGUAAUAACCUCAAAUUGCUUACUGGUGGUAGGACCUCAUGUGAGUCCGCACGGGUAGGUACCACCGCCCUACCUAUUUUUGCCAUGAAGCAGUAAUGCGUUUCGGUUUGAAGGGUAGGGUAGCCAUUGUAACCAUACACCUUAGAACUUAAAUUUCAAGGUGGGUGGCGCAUUUACGUUGUAGAUGUCUAUGGGCUCCAAUAACCACCAGGUAGGAUGGGAGCUUGUCCACCCAUCUAAAAAAAAAAAGGAAAAAAAAGUAAAAAAAAAUUAAGAAAAAAGGAAAAAAAAUAUUGCUGUACUUAGCAGUUUUAUAAUCCUCAUAUACUUAAUGUUGCUUGAUUCAUUUAAAGUUGUCAAAAGCAUUUAUUUUUAAGUUGCGUUUAUUUACCUUGGUAUAUUUAUACGUAGGUAUAGUAUAGUAGGUUUAUAGGUACAUGUAGCUAGGUAUAUAUAUUUAAGUAAGUUUGUAUGUAACGAAAUCUAUUACGUUAUUUUUGCCGACUUGAAAACGUCCGAUUAACCUGAAAACACCGACUCGAUCGAAUUCUUCGAUUACGACAAAGAGCGAAUUAUUCCAUGGACACAGCCCACUGAGUUUCUCGCCGGAUCUUCUCAGUGGGUCGCGAUUCCGACCCGGUGGUAGAUUUUGCAAAACACUGCUCUCGCUAGGGCUAGUGUUAGAAAUUUCCCUGAGCUUGAGCCCGUGAGCUCCCUACCCGCCCGCGCGUAUCUGUAAUAGCCGAUUCCAGCGAAUAGGUAGGGAAUAAAAACAACAGGAGUGCAAUAAAAUUUUAAAUUCAUUAGGCGUGUUUCUUUUUACUUUUUUAAGUAGGUACAUAUUUAAAUUCUAUGUUUUAUUGCUAAAUAAAGCCGUGUGCACUUAUCAAUCUCCAGAUCGUUGUCUUUCAUUUAUUCAUUGAGCGAUUGAUGAUAUGUGAUUUAUUCUAUACAUUCAUUUGGUUUGUGAGGUUACUAGAAUAGGUAGGAAACUGCUUCUGCAGCUCCUACCCAUAUUUUUUUAUUGCCCUUGUAGGCAGACGAGCAUACUGCCCACCUGACGGUAAGUUAUUACCGUCACCCAUGGACUUCAGAAAUGCCAGGGGCAGAGUCAAGCCGCUGCCUACCUUCUGGUCGUACAAUUAAACAUUUGUAAUAUAAAUAGAGCUGCCAUUAUUUCAAUACAUCUAAACUAUUUGGGAACUAUAGCUAUUGAUGGUGGGCUAAUAAAUUAUUGGUUUCUACGUAUAUACGGGUGUUGAGAAACAUUAAUUCAACACCACAGCAACACCGGUAGGUAAUCAUCUCUAGUACGAUCGAUGGUGAUUAGUUUAUUGCGCAAAUAAAUACACAAAAUAAGAAUUAAACAAUGCAUCCAUUCGACCUUCAAACGACCAGUUCGCAGGCAAAACAAAAUGGCGUCACAUAUUGUCGAAGAAAUUGAUGAACAAGUUUUACUUGUGAUUAUUAUUUUUUACUAUGGCGAAACGAAAACAGAGACAGAAUUAAUAAUUGUAGGUAUUUUUGGAACAUUAUGUUUUUUUUAUUGACUAAUAUUAACUGGAUUACUUUUCGGAGCCCAUAGUCGAUCAUCUUCAGACUUUUAGUACCUAAAAUGUCUCACGAAUUAUUAUCACGUAUCAUUGAUUACGCGGUAGAGAUUAAUAGCACUAUUCCUGCAUAGGUAGAUGGAACUGCGUUUCACCUAUUGCAAGCUCUAAAUACCUACUAAACAUCUCGGUUCCCAUCUAUGCCAAAUAGAAAAGAUGAUGAGCUCAAGGCACGUGAAAUUUGAAACUGAUAUUGUGUUCUACGAGACAAGGUCGAAAGAUAUAAUAAUAUUAUUAUAUCGCUUCGUUUUAUACAACAGUUUUUUUUUUAAUCGAAAGGAGAAUUUACACACAAUAACUAGAGUUAAUGUUAAUGUUCCCCUGAAAUAUUCAGAUACAUUAUUAACAGUAAAUCUUAACAGAAGCGCUACAGUCCCAUCGGGGAUUAGCCUGGACUAGAUGUAAGGAGCAACAUCAAGUAUAUGGGACUAGUUGAACAAGUGCAUAGCAAAUUAUUGCUGGAAGCCUCGCCGAAAUAGCACUAGUUUAGGAAGUGGAAAUGAUAUGAAUAUAGCAGUUUUUAACAGAGUGAAGGUGCUGGAUUGAAUCGAUGUGUGGUAGUUUAUGGCGCCGUUUUUAAAUUGCUUCCACUUGCGACUAUUCUUCUUCUUCUUCUUCUUCGCCGCUUUCUUCAUUGCUGAAGGUUGUGUCCCUGAAACUUAACCGUGGCCUGUCUCGUGAGCUGUUUCCAUCUCGUCCGGUCCUCAGCUUCUCGAAUGGCGGUUGCGACUGGCAGCCCAGUUAGGGCGGUUAUUUGAUCACACCAACAGCUAGGUAAUCGGCCGCGGGGUCUCUUUCCUUCUACUUUGCCCGUCACAAUCACUUUGUCCAAGUUAGCUGACUUUUGGCGGGCAAUAUGACCGAAGUAGCUGAGGAUCCUCUGGUAACAGAUUAUUGAGAGCCUGAUUCGGAUGCGAAGCUGAUCCAGGAUAGAUUUAUUUAUCCUCUUGGCCGCCCACGGAAUUCGGAGCAUUCGUCUCCAGCACCACAUUUCAAAUGCGUUUAUUUUCUUGCGUACGGAUGCCCUAAUUGUCCAGGACUCUGCCCCGUAGAGAAAGAUUGAGAAAACUAAGGUUCGGACGAGUCUCAUUUUCGUGAUGUUAGAGAUUUGGGGUUUUGCCAUAUGAUUAUGCCAUACGAUGAACUCGCUAACGAAUUCUAGAUCUGAUAGAUUUCCAGUUCUAGAGAGUUGACUGGUCCUGUCCACUAUCAUGACCUUUGUUUUGGACUUAUUAACGGAAAGCCCCACCAAACCACUCUCAUACUCUAUUCUAUGGAAUAGGUCAGCAAGUUCCUUCUCAGAUGACGCGAAAAGCGUGGUAUCGUCCGCAUAUCUCAGAUAGCUAAUUUUCAUGCCACCGACUGAGAUGCCCCCCUCCCACUCCUCUAAGGCUUUCCUCAUUAAAUAUUCUCCAUACACAUUGAAAAUAAUAGGAGAAAGUAUGCACCCCCGUCGCACACCUUUUUCCGGCUUAAAAGGUCCCGAGAUGACGUCAUUCACUCUAACCAUAUACACAUCAUUCCGGUAAAGGCUAGCGAUCAAUGAUACUAGAUGUUGAGGUACGCCCAUUUAAUUACCUCCCUUUCAGCGGACACUUUUUGAUACUUUGACAUGGUGCUCCUUACUGUUACCUUCCAUGGCUUGGACAAGCAAAUCAGCUUUAAAGAGCGUUUAUCGUGAGGUCGCCCUAACAGAUACUUCAUUUCAAUUUAUUUAUACUGAUUGUGAGAUAAAGCAAUUACCAAAGGUUUUUUUUUAUUGCUCUUGUAGGCAGACGAGCGCACAGCCCACAUGAUGGUGAGUGUUAUUAGUAUUGGAAUUUAACAAAACGGUCGCGACCAUUACCUAUAAAAUAUUCUCAGGUAGCCACACCAGUAUUUAUCCGCAUUCUGACUCGCCACAAAUGACAUCCGCCAUGUGAAGUGGACAUGACCACUCAUAUUAAUAUGUAUAUACUCGUACAUAUCUGAUGUGUGCAUACAUAAUCACAAAACGAACAGUGCCAGAAUCGUAUAAAAAACUAAUGUUCAUUUAUAAAUUCUGUUGUUUGUAAAAAAAUAUAACAACGAUACCGUGAACAAACUUUCUCGAUGUGUUUGAAUUGUUUGGUCACUGAAGCAAUGCGUGCGUUAGAAUAUUCUCUAUCGCUGUAGGUACCUACUCAAGAGUAGGAGAGAGUACUUGAGAAAGCUUUGCGGGAGAGUAAUGUAAGAUUAGCAAGCUGAAGUGGCAAUGGGCCGGACAUACGUGUCGUAGAACCGAUGGCCGAUGGAGCAGACGUGUUCUGGACUGGAGACCGCGUACCGGUAAGCGCAGCGUUGGGCGUCCCCCUGCCCGUUGGACCGAUGACUUGCGGCGAUAUGCUGGGAGAGAUUGGAUGCGGAAGGCGGAGGAUCGUUCAUUUUGACGGACUAUGGGAGAGGCCUACAUCCAGCAGUGGAGAGAUACAGGCUGAAAAUGAUGAAUGUAAAAGAAUAGAAAAUACUUCUUUAGGCAGGAAGCCAGGAUCGCUUAUCCGCCUCUACUGAUCAAUAUCCGAUUAGAUUAUCAUUUAAGAAGUGCAUACGGAAAAUAUGCGAAUGUUGAGAUGGAUUGUCGAGUGACAAGAUAAGGAAUGAGUAUAUCAGAGGAAGUGUGAAAGUAGCCCCGGUAAUUAACAAAUUAAAGAGCGGACGGUUAGCGUGGUAUGGACAUGUGAUACGUAGAGAGAAGAUGCAUGUGACUAGGAAGGAGAUGUAUGGAAACGGUAGUGCAAGGUAGAGGGGGAAGAGGUCGACGGAAGAAGACAUGGAUGGAGUGUGUGAAUGACGAUAUGAGAGAGAGGGGAGUAGAUUGAGAUGACGGCUGAUAGAAGAGAAUGAAAGAGAAAAAUUACCUGUGCCACCUAAUGGGAUAAGGUGAAGAAAAAAAAGAAGAAGAUUAUCAUUUAAGAUUCUUCAUCCGUCGCAGUACGUGAACGACGGUUCGGUGUUCCGAGAGUGCUGACACCGUCUUAAAUUGGUAUCUAUGUUAAGUCUGUUGUUUCAAAAAAAGGUCGUAAGUCUAUAAGUAGCGCCUUUGGUCGGUAGCGACUUGGCUGUUACCCUGACAUUGCCGACGACGAUGACCGACGGUGACCACUCACCUACAGAAGAACCGUAUGCUUCAUCCAUCAACGUCUAUCUGAUGAAUAAGGUGGUUGCUCUAGGGCUAUUAGUUGAAUUUUUGGUAAAAUUUCGUUCACAACGAUAGUCUUUUGCAAAAGCGCACUACGGGAUCCGAACACCGUUGCAUCGCUACAUACGAAUGCACAAUGUCUUAUCCUUUAGGCCACGACUACUUCAAAACUACUACGUGUGAGUCCGCGCGGGUGGGUACCACCACCCUGCCUAUUUCUGCCGUGAAGCAGUAAUGCGUUUCGGCUUGAAGGGUGGGGCAGCCGUUGUAACUAUACUUAAGACCUUAGAACUUGUAUCUCAAGGUGGGUGGCGCAUUUACGUUGUGGAUGUCUAUGGGCUCCAGUAACCACUUAACACCAGAUGGGCUGUGAGCUCGUCCACCCAUCUAAGCAAUAAAAAAAAAAAUAAAAAAAAAACUCGUAGCAUGUCCUUAGAGGCUCUUUCUUAUACGAUUGAGUUUUUGUAGAAAAUUCAGUACCAUUGUGACUAGGUAUAACUAAUUUAUGUGUAUUAUCUAGGAGCCGACCGGCAUUAUAUUUUAUAUCGGAGUGAUUAUUUCUAUUGGUACAUACCGACUCACGCAACACAAAAAGUUUGGCGGCUAUCUCUCUCAAACCUGGAUUUUCAGUCACUAUUUCUUACAUAUGUGCGAUGUUAACAUUCACUUCAGACGUUGGUAGCCUAGCAGAGCGAGGCAAACAUUCCAUAACAUCUCGACCGAUUCUGAACGCUUUAUAUACGUCAUAAGCACUUAUUAUUGAUCGAAGCUGCACGUAUUUUUGAUAAAUGCGAUCCACCAUAAGCAUUCUGUAACAUUUUCAGUGACUCCGAACGCGAAAUUACAUUGACCAUGCAAAAUUUAAGACAAACACUUAGUUUGAUGUUUUGGCCAUUAUUAAAUUCACAAUACACACUAGAUACUAUUUGUCUAAAACAGCGUUGUAUUUAAUUAAAUUAACAGAUGCAACUUAAACUCCGCGCCAAAAUGGAAAACAGUUGUGCCAACCUAACGAAAAAAAAAGAAAAAAAAAUCAAAAAAAGUUUCGAACCAUAAACAAAUCCAGAUAAAAAAAAAGAUGACAGAAUGUAUCGUUCAUAAUGUCAGAGACCACAUAACGUCGUGUCAGAUGCCGGUCAUUUAGGAGCAAUUAAUUACGUGCGAUUUCAUUACAUCCCAUUGUCGAACCGGAUACACUUUCGUAGUACCUGGGAAUCAAGAUUUUAUGUUCAUUGUUACAUGAUGUAAUUACCAUUUGUUCCGGUAUCCAGGGGCGCCAUUUUAAAUGUCUGUUAAUAUAAUUUUAAAAGCGUCAUGUAAUCGUGCCGUUUAUUUUUGUUUUUGUUGGUCAUCCAAAACCAUGAUUUUUUCGUUAUUGCCCAAGCAGGCAAAUUGCUCGAGCAUACGGCCCACCUGAUGGUAAGCGGUUACCGUCGCUCAUGGACGUCAGCCAUGCCAGGGGCAGAGCCAAGCCGCUGCCUACCGCUAAAGUGGUGGUGAUGGUGCUUUUGAAGUUGUCCUGAUAUGAGCGCGAUAUGAGCACGUAUAGGCAGCCUUCUGUAUUUCUACCGCCGUCAUCCAUUCUCGUUCGAAGAGUGGGAUAGCCACUGUUCAAUAUAACAUAACUUCGACUUCAUAUCUCAAGAUGGGUGACGAGAUUCACAUCUAUGUAUUCCGGUAAGCGCUAGGUGGACCAUGAGCUGGUUUCUUACUGAUGGUAGGACCUCUUGUGAGUCCGCGCGGAUAGGAUAGGACCCACCACCUUGCCUAUUUCUGCCGUGAAGCAGUAAUGCGUUUCGGUUUGAAGGGUAGGGCAGCCGUUGUAACUAUACUGAAACCUUAGAACUUAUAUCUCAAGGUGGGUGGCGCAUUUACGUUGUAGAUGUCUAUGGGCUCCAGUAACCACUUAACACCAGGUGGGCUGUGAGCGCGUCCACCCAUCCAAGAAAUAAAUAAAAAAAAAAUGGCCCACACACCGAGAGCCAAUAAAAGACGACGAAGACAUUAAUAAUAAAGUAAAUGACUAAGAAUUCUAAAACGAAUAUAAUCUAGUUUCAUACAAAUAGUUUUUUCAUUUAAAUUAUAAAUUAUGUUAACGCCUACGAAAUUAUAAGGAGCAAUGUUGAAAUUUUUAUUUAUGUUUACCUACACCAUUCACACUUAAAAAAAUAGCCGUAACAAACUAACUUGUGCGCAACGUAAAAAUUAAGAAAAAACCUGUAUAAAGAAAAUACAAGCUCAAGAUCGAUUUGGAAGUUUUAUUCAAGAAACCCAAGCAUCCAACAAAUAUAAGAUUCGCUGCUGAGAUGAUUGAAGCAAGCAGCGUCGAUAAUGCAACGGCUCCUCUACCCAUUAAUCAUGACUUCACACCGCAAGACGAAGAUAUGGCCCGUUCGGAGGCCACUUUCCGUUUUAUAGUUCAAAAUGUCAGCGAGUUGAAAGAGCAAGUGCUAUCCCCGGCGUGUUACGUGCGCUGUCUGCCUUGGAAGAUCUUGGUUCUCGUACGCAACACUACGAGAAACGAUCACCAACCACACAAAGCUUUAGGCGUAUUCCUUCAGUGCAACGGCGAAUGCAGUUCGCCUGGGUGGUCUUGUUAUGGAUUGGGCGAACUAAAACUCCUAUCCUAUAAGCCUGAGGGUACGCACUUAUGCAGGAAAAUUCAUCACAUGUACCAUUGCAAAGAAGACGAUUGGGGUUUUGCCCAUUUUAUAGCAUGGGAUGACUUGAUGAAUCCCGAUAACGGUUUUGUUAAGAAUGAUUCUAUUACAUUGGAGGCUCAUGUUAUAGCUGAAGCACCCCACGGAGUAUCUUGGGAUUCUAAAAAGCACACUGGCUACGUUGGCCUUAAAAAUCAAGGAGCAACAUGUUACAUGAAUUCCCUUUUGCAAACUCUCUUCUUCACGAACGUAUUACGUAAGGCGGUGUACAAGAUCCCGACAGUCGGCGACGACAGUUCUCGGUCGGUCGCUUUCGCUCUGCAAAGAGUGUUCUACGACUUGCAAUUCUCUGAAAAGCCGGUCGCUACCAAGAAAUUAACGAAGAGCUUCGGCUGGGAAACUUUGGACUCUUUUAUGCAACACGACGUGCAAGAAUUUCUUAGGGUGCUCCUAGACAAACUGGAGAACAAAAUGAAAGGGACGCUCGUGGAGGGAACCGUGCCAAAAUUGUUUGAAGGAAAAAUGACCUCUUUUAUCAAGUGCAAGAAUGUUAACUGCACGAGCACUCGGGUGGAAACUUUCUACGACAUCCAGCUCAGUGUCAAGGGAAAUAAUAAUAUCUACGAGUCGUUUAAAGACUAUAUCAGCACGGAGCUACUCGACGGCGACAACAAAUACGACGCCGGAGAGCACGGCCUACAGGAAGCCGAGAAAGGCGUGAGAUUCGAUGUGUUCCCGCCCGUGCUGCACUUGCACCUAUUGAGGUUCCAAUACGACCCGCAACGAGAUGCUUCAGUUAAAUUUAAUGAUCGGUUCGAAUUCUACGAAGAGAUAAACUUGGAUCCGUAUUUACAAGAGGUACCGUCCACUCCCUCGCAUUACACGCUUCACGCUGUGCUCGUUCACUCGGGCGACAACCACGGAGGACACUACGUCGUCUUUAUCAACCCUAAGGGCGACGGAAAGUGGUGUAAGUUCGACGACGACGUGGUGUCUCGUUGCACUAAGCAGGAAGCCAUCGAAUACAACUACGGCGGGAAGGAAGACGCCCCUCACAUGGCCAGGAAAGCCACAAGCGCUUACAUGCUUAUCUACAUUCAAACUACACAAUUGAAAUACGUUUUACAAGACGCUUCCGAAUCCGACAUACCGCCAGAUCUCUGUGAUCGAAUCAACGAAGAAAUGCGAUACGAGAUGGUAAGAACAUGCGGCGGAAAAAUAAAGUGCAAGAAAUUUAAAUCGGACACGUCUGUCUCGUCCGCAAAACGCUACACCAAGAUAUUUAGCGCAUUAAAACAUUUCUUCACUUUACAGGCGGUUGGCGGAUCUAAAUACAAAGGAAGAUAAUAAUACUAACAAAUAAGACGCGUUCUGUGUUUCAUGUGUAAUUUUUGUUGGUGUAAUGUAUUUUUGGAUGAGCCGUUAGCAUUAAAAUUUGUCAAGUAGAUUAAUAGUUAAGGUUUUGUAACGGAAUUUUGGGUUUGUAUAGGUAUAUAUUUAUUUUACUGUAAUAAUUUAUUUUAAACAAUAAAAUUUUUGGCGAAACGUA
Bombyx mori (domestic silkworm) is the source of this 11423-nucleotide messenger RNA. Its product is annotated as ubiquitin carboxyl-terminal hydrolase 7. The record is from RefSeq and is a predicted model, not a curated record. NCBI's taxonomy places the organism in Eukaryota, Metazoa, Arthropoda, Insecta, Lepidoptera, Bombycidae. Gene Ontology annotation, cellular component: cytosol; nucleus. Gene Ontology annotation, molecular function: protein binding; cysteine-type deubiquitinase activity. Bases 9521 to 11221 code for a protein of 566 amino acids. Gene Ontology annotation, biological process: regulation of protein stability; protein deubiquitination. The transcript has 12 exons.